Lytechinus pictus (painted urchin) is the source of this 1666-nucleotide messenger RNA. RefSeq names its product beta-1,3-galactosyltransferase 1-like. Gene Ontology annotation, cellular component: Golgi membrane. Lineage: Eukaryota; Metazoa; Echinodermata; Echinoidea; Temnopleuroida; Toxopneustidae. The coding region runs from base 240 to 1499 and encodes 419 amino acids. The transcript has 2 exons. The record is from RefSeq and is a predicted model, not a curated record. Gene Ontology annotation, molecular function: hexosyltransferase activity.
UCACUGAAUUUCGUUCUUGUACAAGCAACACUACGCAAUGGUUGUAUUUGGACUCACAUGAAUUGUUAUAAUUUCACUUGAAUUGAAAAGAGAAGUUUUUACCAUUAUUUGGCCAUUGCUCAGGCUCAUCUUCGGCAAUAUGCCUUAAGUGAACCAACACUUUCUUUUAUAGAAAUGAGACUUCGGGCCUGAUCUUCUUCUAUGGCACACGAUUGUUAUCAAGGUCAAACAAUAAUAAAAUGAAGUUUUCCAAAGGAUCGAAGAAGAAUGAAAGACAUUUCAGUUAUGCUGAUUCAUUAAGUGGAACUAAAGUAAAGUUACCAAAGGCUUUCAUCUCCUCCUUUGUUCGUUUCGUCUGGUCGCUCCUUGUUAUUACUGCCUGCGUAUAUUUGUGGAUACUCAUCGAGAGUUUAAGUCUUUCCCAUAAGAAUCAUAUGACAACACGAGACAAAAUGUUAUUCCUUGAGAGUAGGAAAUCUAACACCACACUCUCAAGGACAACUUUACAAACUGGUCUGAACCAUACAGAUUCAUUCAGCACAAACAAGAGGUUCCUCGCGUAUCAGCAGCCCUACGCAGCCCCAAUUAAAGACUUGGAAAAGGGCAAGAUGAUGAAUGGAUCAUUCCUGGGGUUGUAUCUUUACGAACCCGUAGAUGAGCACAAAUACAAGUUCAUUCACAAUCCUUCUCUGUUCUGCAGAAUGAAGAACUCGAAGCCGAAAUCAAUAUUUUUGCUGAUCAUGAUUCCGACCGCACCAAUGAACAUCGAACAGCGAAAUGUUCUCCGCCGAGUUUAUGGAGCAGAAAAUGCAUGGCCACGAUUGAGUAAAGGGACAAUUGAGACGGUGUUCUUACUUGGAAAGCCAAUCGAUGCGACGCUUCAGGGUGAUAUCAACAAGGAGGCUGCGAUGUACGGUGACAUCGUUCAGGAGGACUUCGUUGACUCCUACGAGAACCUUACGAUAAAGACAGUCAUGGGCCUGAAGUGGGUGUCCAACUAUUGCCGACACGCAAGGUACGUCAUGAAAAACGACGACGAUUCCGUCAUCAUCCAGUUCAGGUUCUUCAUGGCUUUCAUAAACUCACCAUCGUCGAACUGGGCUGCCGGAUUGGCUCUCUUCAACUCACCGGUGGCACGCAACACCAGCGAUAAGUUCUUCCUCUCGAAAGACUUCUACCGGUCCCCGACGUACCCUCCAUAUCUUAAUGGCCCUGGAUACAUCCUAUCGACCGAUCUUGUGGAACGUACCUACCAAGUGGCCCUCACCACCCCCAUCUUUCCUUGGGAGGAUGUCUUCAUUGGAAUGUGUCUUCAGAAACUUGGCGUAGUGCCGCAAAAUGUUGAUAGUUUUUUGAUGAUCGCCCCCAAGUACUGGGCUGCUGAUUUCAAGACGGACUGGUGGAAACCACUUUGGGUGAAGAAAUAUUCAUUGAUUAGUAACGUAGAACCCGAAUACAUAUCGGCGAUUUGGGACGCUGGUCGACUUCAUAAAGAAUGAGAAAAAAAAUCUGCAUUGAAAUAACAGAGACCGGAUGCAUACAACGUAAGCAAAAGUGUAAAAUCGAUGUUUAUCUUAACUGAUAAUAAUAAAUCAUUAUCUGGAUGUUAGGAAAAUACAUGUAGCUAAUAAUAAUAAUAAUAAUAAUAAUAACAAUGAUAAUAAUA